Messenger RNA from Haliotis rubra (blacklip abalone), 6375 nucleotides. RefSeq lists its product as uncharacterized. Gene Ontology annotation, biological process: positive regulation of cell migration; positive regulation of phagocytosis; phagocytosis, recognition. The record is from RefSeq and is a predicted model, not a curated record. Gene Ontology annotation, cellular component: cell surface. The transcript is spliced from 23 exons. The coding region runs from base 1 to 6375 and encodes 2124 amino acids. Gene Ontology annotation, molecular function: (1->3)-beta-D-glucan binding; pattern recognition receptor activity. Lineage: Eukaryota; Metazoa; Mollusca; Gastropoda; Lepetellida; Haliotidae.
AUGAGUUCCGGAAGUGGUGUCGGUGCUGCAGCUGCUCAGUCGUCAUUGGCCAUAGGACAAGCUGUGUGUCCCAUGGACUGGCUUCAGGCCGGGUGGUCCUGCUACUAUCUGAACCGAUCUGGUGGCCUCUUCUGGACUGAUGUUCGAGUGUCGAAGGAUGCCGGGGCUCAUCAUGUGCACAUAGAUUCAGAUGAAGAGUACCAAUUUGUGCAGGACUUGAUGAUGGAAAACGGAAUUUCACAGUUACUAUUGGGUUACCACGAAGAAAGGCCUGAUACCCAGCGUUUUGUACGUGUGCCCGGUGGGUACGAGACAUACAUGACAGACAGUCUCGGCGGGGGUGGAGGGGAGUACCGGAGACUUGUGUGCAGUGGAUCAGCCUGCACGGUGGCAAGCUGGGGCGGAACCUCCAUUCCCACACUGUAUGAGAUGGAGCUAACCCAAACAGAGUUCCCUGCAGCCAAUGUGUGUCCUGUCAACUGGAAGUAUUUCCACGGAUCCUGCUAUAAACACAUGGGGCUUGACAAAGUCAGUGCGGUGACUGCCCAGGAGAAGUGUGCCGAGGUCUGGGCCUAUCCUGUGGAAGUGGACUCACAAGAAGAACUCAGAUUUGUGGCUAAUCUGACAUACAGGUCCCACAACACAGAGUCGACAAUAGUAGGUAUGUCGUAUGAGAACAUGGCUGACGGAAGGGGGAUGCAUGUUAACCGGAACUGGAGGGCCCCGGGGUGGGACAGCUGGACCUAUCGGCCACUGACCAGUAAUCAGUGUGUCCAGCUGAAAUGUUCCAGUGGCGGGUGUUACUAUGACGACAUCUCUUGCACAGCGGAUAAAACCUACUACAUCUGUGAAAGAAGUGCAGGUACGCAGUGUGGGCCCGGCUGGGUACAGUCGGGGGGAGCCUGCUACUACAAGCAUGUCGUGUCCAAUGGCAACGCCGCCACUGACCACUGCCAACAGGCAGGCUAUACUGCAGUGGUCAUCAAGAACGUCACCCACAUGGAGAGGCUUAUACACGACCUUGACAUUGGAGAGCGGAAAUGUCUGACUGGUGCCACGUUGUCCGGCGGCAGGUACACCUGGGGCGCGGGCGGAGAUAGAACCUUCUUUGAUAAAGACAUGGUUACAAAGUCUGCAGCCUGUAUCGUCGUGUCUGGUGACACUGCCAUGUAUGGUGUGAGUCCGCUGUGUGCUACAGACUGUAUCAUAUGUCAACAAGAACUCCAGGCAGAUUUUUCUGUUGACAAUGUUCAUUUCUAUGAACGAGUUCUAUCAUCAGCUGAAAUCAGCAAUCUCUCACGGGAAGAGGGUCUUGUAGAGCGUCAGCUGAGUUGUCCAAUGAGCCCAGAGAACAUCAUAUCAUCGACAUCCAUCAGUUGCAAUGUCACAGACGGAAGUACUGUGACUCCAAUCACCAUGGUGACUAGUGAAUCGAAAAUAGUACCAGACUCACUUGGAAGACAGUCUGUAUCACUUGGAGAUGGCGCCACGUGGACCAACCCGGGCGCAUUUGGUAUUGCUGGAUCGAGACCCGGGAUAACGUGUGCAUUCUGGGUCUAUGUGUACUCUGACACAGUGUCGGUGUUGUUUGAUUCUAACACAAGCAAACCUAAUGGGCUGACGGUCACAUAUGCAAAGAGAAUCCUGACUGUCCACGCAACAGAACCUAACUUCGAAUGGUCCACGUGGACGUUCUUCCCUAUCCAAGACUGGACACAUGUUGCUGUGACGUGGCAGGAGACGUUAGGGCUGUUUCUGUAUGUUAAUGCCGAGUUGAUGUCCAGCAACACAACAGGGAUGCCCCGGCAAGGUUAUCUGACUCAGAUCAACAGCCCUAGUCAACUACUACUGGCACGCCACGUGAAUGGCACAACAGCAUUGAUGAAACAUCUGGUCGUUUCCAAGCCGGUUUGGUCACAGGAAAAUAUUGAAAAGACAUAUGAUGCCGCAAGCAUACGAUACAGUUUAGCAUUUGACGAGGACUACAGGGACAACUUGGACAACCUGCCGAUCAUACGGAACAAAACGUUGACGUCACUAGUGUGGAGAAACUCCUUCUUCUACAGCGCCUUGCAUGUCAACAACACCAACAGUAUUGAGGCCGUCCCAGCCGCCGUGUCAACAGGCCAGAUGAGGAACUGCUUCACCAGGAUAGAGUCAUGUAAGGGGCCGAUGACAUUAUCCUUCUGGCUACGACCCAUCGCCUUCAAGAGUCCGCAAACUUACAUCACUGCAUACACUCCUUCAACCAUGCAUGGGAACAGAAUUGUCUCAAUGAACGUGUCCUACGACAACAACAAAGAUGUCUUCCACUUCCAACUCCACCGCAGCAAACUUGAGUACGACUUCACAUUCUCCAUGGACUUCCUGCAGUGGUCCCACCUUCUGGUUAGUCUUGGUGACGACUGCCACCUGUUGGUGAAUGGAGAGACGAUAGACAACUUGACGACUUCGCACCUCCCGACUUACAUAGAUCCAGUCCAGCCCUUCUCGUAUCUGGAGAUAGGAACACAUGGCGUGUUUGACAUAGAUGAUCUACAGUUCUUUGGUGUUGUGAAGCAGCCUUGGGAACUCUAUACAUUGAGGUCCUGCAAGGAAUAUCAUUUAGCUGGUUUCCGCGGCCGUCGACGGUUACAAGUCAGUGUUGACAACGUGGAUGUCAGUAACGUCAUAUGUGUGUUAAAUGACACUGAGAGCCUAACUGUCGUGGUUCAUGACAAGGUAGACAAUGAGACACUGUCUGGCACGUCUACCACAGUGCUGACAUACAACGCAUCAACGUCAUACCUACAGUCACUGCGAGACGAGUCCCAGCAGUGCAGACAGUACGUGGCCUACUACUGUCUUCAUACAGGUUUAUUUGGAAACCCCGGUGGUCCGGCCACUACCUGGAGAUCGCUGGACAAUACUAACCACUCCUACUGGGCAGGGGGAGAUUCUACAGUCCCACACUCCUGCUCCUGCUCUGUCAGUGCAUCCUGCCACAACGGUGCUCUUUGCAACUGUGACGCUGGGGCCACUGACGACAUGACCAGGGUAGAUGCCGGCGAGCUCCGAGAGAGGCAGCACCUGCCUGUUACAUCCAUCACGGUCCAUACACUCGUUGCCGGAUCGGCAAGUCUGUAUGUUGGCGACAUAGUCUGUGCUUCUCUUGGUUACGAUGGGGUUGUUCUGACCAUGGAGGAGGGUGAUGAACAGAACUCAACAGAUGAUGGCAUAUACUUUGACUUCAAACCAUAUGGAACACACGGAUAUGAAAAUGGUCUCAAUGGUUUAGCAUUAAGCUUAAACAAAACAGGGUUCACCCUCAAAGGAGUCAACUCGAUCUGCUUCAAAGACAUCUCGUACUGCACGUUUGGUGUCUCAGUCACCCUGUGGAUGUCCAUCGACAACAUCCCAACCACAACAGGUAAACUCCAAGUGGUACAGCUAGGUGGGAACCCUGAGGCCAACAUCUCUGGGCUGAGCUUCAGUUGUGAGGCUAUCUCAGACAUUUCCGAUCGUGUGUUGUGUGUAGUUGCAGCAGCAGGAGAAACGUCUCGGUGGAUGUUACAGUUCCCUGUCCAGAUCAGUCGCUGGAUACACGUGUCUAUCAGCUGGAACCCGCAGCAGGGACUAAACGUGUACCUGAAUGGUCAUGACAUACAUGGAUUAGGGGUCAAUGCGACUGUCAUGUACAAUCAGACCAUAGGGAAGCUUUCCGUUCAGGAGGAUCUGGGGAUAGGAUACACAGCUGGCUCUGAUAGUGUUGGAGUGUGGAGGCUGGAUGACAUUUGGCUCGUGGAAAGGGAUAUCUCUGUCAGUGAGAGCAGAGUCAAUUAUGGUCAUAUGUCGGUGUGUGGUGAUGGCUGGAUAUACAAUAAUGUAACGAGCCUGUGUUACAACAUGACAGCCAGCGCCACCUACUGGUCACAGUUAGAAGCAGAGAUCCAAUGCAACAGUAAAGGAGGGACUCUUGUUGUGGAACAAGAUGCUGCCGUGCAUGGGUGGCUCGUUGACAAUGUUCUUAGUCCAAGUGGUCUCGAGACAGGUGUCCACAUUGGGUUGUCAAAGACUGGAAACGAUGGGUCGUACAGAUGGUCCGAUGGAACCAGAGCUGCCCAUCUCCCAGACAGCAUGGAGGAACCUGCUGCUGCCUUCUGUGUGAUGCUGGAGCAGGUGACCUGGAGAUAUGUUGCUGUAGACUGUGGCCAUCACUUAGCGGCGCUCUGUCAACGAUCUCCUUUCAGGAUUCCCAAUAAAGAAGCAUUCCUCGGCAAAGACAAUCCGACUUUCAACUAUACCACCUUGCCAACACCCGACACGGAUAAUACAGAUGGCAUUAUUGGGACUACCACCAAUUUCUCACUGAACUAUGCUGUUGCACACUACACUGAUGAGUGUCUGAACAACUUCAGAUUCUGCCACAAUGGCUGGUCCCUGUCAGCCUGGCUUAAUCUUGUACCAGUCCUCAACUCAUCCAGUCGGGAGGUCGUGUUAUCCACCCAGCAAAACGGCAGCAGUCAUGGCAUUACCAUAUAUGGGCAGAAUGAAGGAGACUAUUACUUUAUGAACGUAGCUGUCCGCGACUGUGAAAAUCUAACAAGCACAAGAUUUGAAAUAAGCACCUACUCCUGGAUACAUAUGUACAUAUCCGUCACCAACAGCUCGGAUAUAUAUGUGUCUUUCAACGGUCAAAACAAUACCUAUAUUGAAAAUACAAGAGUUCAUGAAUCAUGUACGCCUCCGGAGAUCGGAACCAUUGUGCCAUUAUCCAUUGGUGCUAAUCCUUUGGGUGGAGAACAGAUUAAUGGUAGGAUGGACGAGAUCGAAGUGUUUGAACACGUACUUCUGGAACCAGAGGAACUUCUGACAGAAGUGUCACGGUAUUCACAAUCAGCUCAGAUGGAGCUCAAUUUUGAGUACAAUACAAUACUAAACCUGCAGCCAUCAACACAGAGACUGCCAGGAAAGUUUGGGUACGCCAUGUUCAUCGAUUCCGGGGAUUCAGUGAGCCAUAAGGGACAAUUCACUUUCGACUGUUUUGGUUCAUUUGACAUGUGUGGUAAAGGCUUUACCAUGGUGAUGUGGAUACAGCCUCAGAUGAAUGAAUCAGAAACGGAUUUUGGCAUCGCAUCGGCGAUCAAUCAGCAUCGUGGAUUCAUGAUAACGUACCACACCUCCCAUCCACAAUACCAACACUACCCUGCAUCCUAUUGGUUGACUGUGAGAGACGGGAAAACUGAGUAUAACAUCCCUUUCCACAUUGGAGACUGGUUCUGGUCUCAUCUACUGCUGACAUGGCGUGAGGCUAAACCGUAUCUGUUCGUGAAUGGCUACCUUGUGACGAGCGAUGAAAGUCGGUAUCUCUCUGAUGAUAGCUAUCCUUCCACCCGAUUCCACUUUGGCAAAGCUGAUGAUAGAGUGACCUCCCUUGAUGGAUUCUCUGGUGGCGUGGAUGAGUUCAACUUCUGGCAGCAGCCUCUGACAGAUGCUGAAGCUGUUAGAUUGUAUCUUCAGUCGGUGUAUGUCGAGAAUCCAUUCCACUGGAAUACAACAUCUUCCGGUUUUCCUGGAACCAGUUUUACCCUGACAGACAACUCACAGUACCUCAACCUCACCUCAGAGGUCAUAAGUGGAUCCUGUCAUCUACAGGGCGGCUCAUGUCUUCACGGUUUGACUCUCAGCGUCAUGCUCCGUUUCCUGGACCAGAAUGACCAUGAUCAGAUGAUCCUCACAACGGGAGGUGACACGGACGACGGGACGGGGGUGUUUUUACAAUAUGUCCCUAACAACCAAUCAAUGCCAUUCAGAAGGUACUUCAAACUUGGAGCAAAGACGUUAGACAAGGAGUAUUUUGUCUUCUUCAAUAUGCAGUAUAGACAAUGGAGCCAUGUCGUGGCCGAGUUUCAUCCCAACGUGUCUCUGAAGGUAUAUGUGGACAAGCAGCUUGCAGGGGAAGACAAUGGGAAGGCAAGGACGACCCCUGCUUCAGGCGUCGAUAGACGCUUACUGGUUGGCAAAUCAAGUCUGGAGGUGACAGAGCGGCCUAAUUAUGAAAUUGGACAGAUCGAUAUCUGGGACAAGGCGGUGGAUGGUUCAAUGAAGGGACAGGUUGAGGACUGGAUGCAUUUUGUCCACUAUGAUAUUGACCGCACCGGAGCAACAGUAUCUGAAGGCGUUUCCCUGACUGACUGCUACAGCCUCUGCAGCGAGGACAACAUCACGGAGUGCAACACCUUCUCCUUCUGCCCACACGUGGAGCUGGGGAACUGCUACUUGCUCUCUGACCAACUUACUGUGUCCAGUCUGACCUACUCAGACAAGUGUGACACCUUCAUUCCUGUGAAGCUGCCAUACCUCGGUAAGCUAAGCUGGCCCAUGAAUGUGUUUUGA